Galleria mellonella (greater wax moth) is the source of this 721-nucleotide messenger RNA. RefSeq lists its product as uncharacterized. NCBI's taxonomy places the organism in Eukaryota, Metazoa, Arthropoda, Insecta, Lepidoptera, Pyralidae. Gene Ontology annotation, molecular function: protein binding. The record is from RefSeq and is a predicted model, not a curated record. The transcript has 3 exons. The coding region runs from base 163 to 489 and encodes 108 amino acids.
UGGUAUAAACAUUUAUUGCUCUCAACAUAAGUAGAUAUAUGUAUAUUGCUUUCCACAUACUUACAGAUUUGUUUUAUUCAGCAACUGAGUAGAAGGAAUGCAUCAAUAAUUUAAUAUCAUAUAGAUAAACAAUAAACAUGUACAAAUACAGACUCUAUUAAUAUGUCCAAUGUCAAUUGUGUGCUAAUUAUAAUUGGUUUAUCAGCAUUAAUUAAAUACUCCUACCCACACAUUGAUAGCGAAAAGCUAAACGAAGAAUGUCAAAUAGCGGACAUAUGUCGCCACGACCAGGUACCAGUGUGUGGGAUCGACUCAUGCGGUGAAAUGAGGACCUUCAUUGACACAUGCGAUAUGCACGAGUUUAAUUGUGACAGCAAAAAAGAUUUCGUUCAAAAACCAGUUCAUGAAUGUUGGGUGACAUGCAAGAGAGGUAGAAGUUUUAAGAAAUCGCAAUACGGCAGCGAAUGUGACAAGGAAAAUAUCGUUUAAAAAAAAUACAUUUUUUUUAUCAAAAACUGUUGUUUUUUUUUUUUAAUAAUAACAAAUGAACAAUAACUUACUAUACGUACUUAUUGUUCGAGAUCACAGUGUAUUAAUACGAAUAAAAUUCUGAUAAUAUUAAUUUAAAUACUAGACUAUACUUAAAUUUAAACACUAUUACUAAGGAAACAUAAAUAGAAAACCAGUUUACAGUUUAAAUUACGCGCAUAAUUUAAACAAA